Molecule: messenger RNA, 3941 nt
Organism: Lolium rigidum
Lineage: Eukaryota; Viridiplantae; Streptophyta; Magnoliopsida; Poales; Poaceae
Exons: 5
Coding region: 393-3446 (1017 amino acids)
Source: RefSeq, a predicted model, not a curated record
GGUCCAGACCUCAACCACAUAUGACAAAGUGAAACUUUCUUCUGUUUCGAGCAAGAUGGUCGAGUGAUCGUAUAUCUUUGAGUGGACUGGAUUUUCUUGUAGAUAACUGUUAUUUUCCCUGCAAGUGUUCUUCGCUCCUCCUCGGCUCGAUGUGGCCUUGACUGCUCUAGAGGUGCUCAGCAGGAUGAUUGGGUGAUAUAUCUUCAGCUCUAGGAUUGGAUUUCACUGAAAUAACUUCUCCGUUGUUGCCAAGUCUUAAUUAGUUUGCUCCUCCUCAACUUGAUCUGCAGCCUCGCGGCUGUAUAGGGAGUGAAACAAUCUGCAGCUGAUGGGCUAGAUUGUCUAUCAUGGCUUUCUUCUGCUGGUAUUAGUUUUCUGUCGAGAACUUCAACAUGUCCAAACAUCGAACCGACCGCUGGCUGAUUGUAAGGGAUUUUGAUGAUGCUGUCAAGAAAGUUUUUGAUCUUUUGCGGGCAAGCGAUGAUGCUACAGAAGGAAAAACUAAAGCAUUCAUCUUUUGUGGCUGGAAUUUUGAGAGUGUAGGUGCAUGUGCUAUUUUUAGAGCUGUAGCCAAACUCCUAAAAUCCACAAUAUGUGAUGAUUCUGACAUGAGAAAGCAUUUUGGCAAAAUUUUCCAUGUGGACUGCUCCGCGUGGAAAAAUAAAAGGACCAUGCAGAGGGCAAUCGCGGAGGAGUUAAACCUUUGCCAUGUAAUGCCCAUAUUUGAUAAGCAGGAUGAAGAUGAUGAUUUCAAAGGGGUGGAAGACAGCUCUAGAGAAGAGAUAUCACGUAUCGGGCAUUUGAUUAAUGAGUCUUUAAGAAAUAAGAAAUUUCUGAUGAUUUUUCAUUAUGGAGGAGUCGGAGAUAUUGAUCUAGCAGGGUUUGGCAUUCCUGUUUUUGGCGAAGGAAAAUUGUUAUGCACCAAUGAUAGAAGAUUUCAGGUCAAAAGGACAGGGAAAGAACGGAUGUUAAUACCAAGUUUUGCUAAUAUUUAUAUCUAUCUGCAGCUUGAGGGUCCGUUCGAUAUGUCUCUGCGUCGUGCAUUGCACGAAGAAACUGUGGGGGUGAUUGAUGACAUCGGCAUGGAGGGCAUCAACCUAGCAAUAGUUUUGGAUUGCUUCUUCUACUCAUUAAUCCUGACAGCACAACUACCUGAAAACUCUAUUGGUGUUGACAAUGGUUGGGCUACUCAUGCUUGCAACUACUGGAUAUGUGAUGGAAUCCUUGGAAAGGAAAGAGCUUGGGAGAUUGGCAAUGCAUUGUAUCGAGUGAUGACGCCAUUGGGGUAUUUUUCAGAUGAAGCAAGACGUUUGUUGUAUGAUCUAUUCAUACAAGAAACGGAACAAAAUGUUUGUUGGUGGUAUCCAGUCAUCUCCAACAAACUAGGAGCAAAAAAUAUUUGUAAUGUUCCUGAUUAUGCAACAUCAUAUUUCCUAACAUUCCAGGGAGAUAAUCGAGUAUAUGUUCAUAAUGAUUUGUUUGAACUAGCCAGCAGAAACCUCCAUGUGCUAAAGCUCUGCAACUGCAGAUUUGAUUUUGCAUCCCCUCCUUUCCAGUCCUGCCACAACCUAAGAUUCCUCUGGCUUGACAAUUGUGCAAACACGGAGAAGGAGAAAAGUGGAGUGCCAAUUUUUUCGAACCUGCUGGUGUUUGACUUACGUUUCACAGAUUAUGUUAUGUUGCCUCAUAUGGUUGAACUGAUGACCAAUCUCAGGGAGCUAAAUACGAAGGGAAUCUCAUGGAAGACAAUGAGUCAUGCUUGGAAAAGGCUACAAAAACUUCACAAGCUCCGGGUAACCGAGUCUUCAGAUGUGGUCACAGUGGACAGUUGCUCUUCCAUAGAUAUCCUGAAUUUGGAACUCCUUGACAUGUCUGGCAACACUCACAUGGAGUCAUUGCCCACGUUAGUAUCAUCCGCGAGAAGCCUCAAGAUGCUUGUUCUUGAUGGUUGUUCCAGCUUGCAGAACGUUGUACUGGAAGGAGUUCCACUGCUCGAAAGUUUCAGCUUUGAUGGUUAUGGCCCAGUAAAGAAUUGGAUUCAUUCCAUACAGCUGCCACAAAAGGAAUUACGCCUGAAGUCUCCUAUAGCUCCUGUUGAAAUAGUCCAGGUGACUAAGAUCUCCCUACAGGGCUGUGGUCGAUUGCAAAACAUAUUUUUGCGUGCUUUGCCCAAUCUGGAGGAACUAGACCUCUCUGGCACAGCCAUUAAAAUGCUUACCUUCCCUGAAAUGUAUGUCCUGAAUCUCAAGAAGCUAUUCCUAAUGGGUUGUGAGCAGCUCCGUAGUCUGGACUGGGAUUAUGGAACACAUGCCUUGGAAGUGCUACAGGUAGACACGCAGAAGGAGGCUAGAUCAGUGGUCUGCUGUGGAGAACAGGGAUCCUUUGGCCUUCAGGCAUGUAUUGCUUUUUCAGAUGGAAGGUUUAUUUGGUCGGCCAUACAGGCACUCGUGUUCAGAUUCGCAAGAGAGAAGAACUGCAAGGCGUACCUCCUUAUAUCUAGUAUGAGCCACAGCCAAGCCAACAUCACCGUAAGUGUCAAGGGGAUUGGCUCUAACCAAGAGGGUUUGUUUCGAACAAUUCCACUGUUACCUUACAAUAAUAUUACCCUUACUGAAGAUGUAGCAUGCUUGUCCUUGGCGUGGAACCAACGACAGCUUCAAACAUUGGAUGUGCAUAUGGAGAUUGGAGAAGGAAGCUAUAAUUUAGAGAGUAUGCAGGACAAUAAAUAUUUCAGAGACCUUGUGGGGCUUGUUCAAUCAUUGCAUGUGCAUGACAAUUCCUCCAUCACAGCUAUCCCUCCAACAGAUGUAGGAGAUUGGUACGGGCUAGUAUGGUGUCAUGUUGAGAGGUGCCCCAGGCUACACUCUCUGUUUUCUUGUCGGCGUGGAAAACAUCUUAGAUUUGAACAUAUAAGGACAUUUUCAGCUUCUGAUCUCCUGGUGGCCUGUUGCAUCUGGGCUAGAGGCGGUACUGUUGAUUUCCAACAACUGCAGCACAUAUACUUGUACAAUUGCCCCAGGCUGGUGUUCGUCCUCCCCAUUUCCUUCACCUUGCCCAAACUGGAGACCCUCCAGAUGGCAUACUGCAGCAGCCUUCGACAUGUUUUCCCAUUGGAUGACAAGUGCCCCGAGGAAAUAGCAUCUGGGGUCACAUUCAAGAACCUAAAGCACAUCAAGUUGUACCAUCUUCACAAUCUGGAGCAGAUAUGCGAAGCCAGACUGACUGCACCGGCGCUGCAGACGAUCAGCCUCAGGGACUGUUGGGGUGUCAGGCGUCUGCCAGCUAUUGCACCCCAGGGUCCCAAGCCGGUGGUGGACUGCGAGAAGGACUGGUGGAACAAGCUCGAGUGGGAUGGCUUGGAUGCCGGGCACGACCCGUCGCUCUUCGAAACGCGCCACUCGGCCUACUACAAGAAGACCCUCCCAAGGGUCUCGUUUCUAAGGUGAUCUGUCGUGUGCGAGGGGGUUGGCUUACGUGAAGCAUCAGUAUAGGUUGCUGUUACAAGCCCUGAUGUCACAGCUCCUAGGUUGGCUUACGUGAAGCAUCAGUAUAGGUUGUUGUUACAAGGCCUGAUGUCACAACUCCGGGGUUGUUUCCAACUGCUGCUACUUGCACGGCAUAGGCGAAUGGUGUGUGUUUUCACCAAGAUAAGUGAUCUUGGUAUGCGUUGAUUGGUUUGUUGUGCUGGCUUCUGCCUGGAGUGCUACAUCUUUCCGGCGCUUGGUGUGGUGUUCAUAACCUAGCUGGGAUGUAUUGGUUUGAUCGAUUGUGUGUUUGUAAUAAGAGGGGGGCGUACAUAUUUCUGCGACCCGGUGUGGUGUGCGAUUAAUGGACUGUGAAUUCAGCUUGUGUUUGAUUGAUGAAACAAGGUGCAUUAUAGUUAUGUGAUUUUGUGCGAAUUUUGAGUGGAUAAUAUGUUGGCAUUGUUGUCUAUGUACUAA